Pichia kudriavzevii is the source of this 2877-nucleotide messenger RNA. RefSeq lists its product as uncharacterized. The record is from RefSeq and is a predicted model, not a curated record. Gene Ontology annotation, biological process: glutathione catabolic process; proteolysis. NCBI's taxonomy places the organism in Eukaryota, Fungi, Ascomycota, Pichiomycetes, Pichiales, Pichiaceae. Gene Ontology annotation, molecular function: peptidase activity; protein binding. Bases 1 to 2877 code for a protein of 958 amino acids. The transcript has a single exon.
AUGCUGAACCGUUCACUUGAUACUGCCUUGGAGGAAACUCCCAGUGGAUCUUGCACACCUCCAACAAGUCUAAGUCCGAGGACUCAUAACGUGGAGCUUGUGUCUUCCAGCUUCAGCUAUCACCAUGAAUCUUUAAAUUCCACCUCACAAUUGACAACUGACAAAACUACAACUUUCAAGAAAUCCUUGCUGCAUAGAUGGACCCAUAAAGACUCGAUCCUUUGUGUUGCUGCGUCUCCCAAACGUAAGUUGCUCUAUUGCGGUACACAAAAUUCCACAAUUAUCGUGCUUGAUUUGGUAACUUUUCAGAAAAAGCUAGAACUACAAACACAUACAGGAUCUGUACUCUGUUUGAAACUUAGUGAAUGUGAAGAUACUCUCUUUAGUGGCGGUUCCGAUUCGUUGGUGAAGAUUUGGAAAAUUGAAGACGUAAUUGACAAAGAUUCAUCAAUUGCAAUCUCUAAUGCAGAAUUUACAACAAAUUUAGUACCAACACACACCAUCUAUUCCUUGCUUGAUGUUGGUGAUAUAUUCUCCAUCUCCUGGAUUGAGGAGCUCAAAACUGUAUUCAUUGGCGCUCAAAAUGCUUCAUUGUCAUUCAUCCAUAUUGAUCCUGACAUCACAAGUUCCCCCAACGACCAUAUCCAAUUUAUGCCGUCAAAUAGGUUCGACAAAUUUUUUGAUUCAAACGGAACUAAGAUCAAAAAGAACAGCAGUAUUCUGACCCCAUCACUUCCGUCCUCUACAUCCGCUGAUUUGUUGACAGACAAAGUUCAAGUUAUUCAAAUUCCUGUAAAUAAUAUAAUUUCCUAUGCUCAUAAUGGAUAUCUAUAUGCCCUCGACUACAUUACAAUUGCAGAUCCCCUAACAUCUACUAUUGGUGGUAACAUGGCUGAGGAUUACAAGCAUAUAAUCAUCUCGGCCGGUGGAGACGGCGAAAUUAGAUUAUGGGGAUACAGUUCACAAAAAUCUCUAGUUCAUUUGAAAUCUCUUGAGGACGCACAGGCUGAUUCGAUCUAUUCAUUGGCUAUACACAAACCAACAUUGACUGUGUACGCGGGUUCGUCGGAUGGCAACAUCCAUGUAUGGGAUUUAACUACAUUCCAAUUGAUCAAAACAAUCCAAAUCGAUAACAGUGGUGACGUUUAUACGUUAGCUGUGCUUUCUAAUGAUAACAAUUCUCCAGAAUGGUUAUUAGUUGGUACGGAUUCAGGAAUAGUCAAGAAGCAAUUAACGAAUUCGUUGGAUAAUUUAGAUUUGGAAAUAGGCACAAAUAAUUCUACUAUUAUUCAAAUAACCAAGGAUGAUCCAUGCUUAACAUUGCAAACAUUUAAAAUCAAUAACGAAUCAUAUCUUGUCGGUGCCGGUUCUGACAAGACCAUUUCCUUAUGGCCUUUACAUGAUAUAAAUGAUACUUGUAGUGUGAAUACGCUGAAGAAUAAUGAUGGUGGAUUUGAACAUCAUAAAAAAUACUCUAGAAAGGAUAAGAAUUUCUUCACUACCGAAAAUUUUCUGGCCAUAUUGGGAGAGUUGAUUAGCUUCAAAUCGGUCUCCAAACAACCGGAUCUCUACAUGGGUGAAUGUAGGAAAUGUGCCAAUUAUCUAACAGUUUUAUUUAAAUCCUUAGGGGCAACUAAGACACAAUUAUUGCCGGUCGAAAAUGGUGGCAAUCCCGUUGUGCAUGCAAUUUUUAAGGCUAACUCACAAAAGAUAAAAAAUGGGUUUGAACCUACAAGAUUAUUGUGGUAUGGGCAUUAUGAUGUUAUACCUGCUUCAUCUACAACAUGGGAUACUCCUCCAUUUGCAAUGACCCCGAGCGAUGGUUAUCUUUAUGCUAGAGGUGUGACUGACAACAAAGGACCUUUAUUGGUGUCUAUCUUUGCAAUAGCUGAAUUAUACUCAAAGAACGAAUUAGACAGUGAUGUUGUGUUUGUGAUUGAAGGAGAGGAAGAAAGUGGUAGUUGGGGGUUUCAGAAUGUUAUAUUCAACAAUAUUAUGGAAAUUUGUGAUUUCAAAAAGAUUGAUUGGAUUUUGUUAAGUAAUUCAUAUUGGUUGGAUAAUAAUAACCCAUCCUUGAAUUAUGGGUUAAGGGGUAAACUGGAGAUACAGGUAGAAAUUUGGUCUGACAGACCUGACAGACACUCUGGUGUUGAUGGUGGUGUUUAUGUUGAGCCAUCAAUGGACUUGAUCAAGAUCUUAAGCAAGCUAGAUAAUAAUGGUAAGAUUAUGAUUGCAGGUUUUGAAAAGAUUUAUGAAAAUGACGAACGGCUGAACCAGGAUGGCGAUAUAGCUCACCAUUUAGAAGAGUGGGAAAGGCCUCUUUAUAAGGAAAUCAGUAGUAGGAUACCUGAUAUAAAUAUCAACGAAUUAUUGAGAAAAUGGAGACUACCAAGUUUGACAUUACAUAAAAUUGAAAUGUCUGGUCCUGACAAUGAUACAGUUAUUUCUCAGAAAGCAGAGGCUAAAUUAAGUAUCCGUAUUAUCCCAGGUCAGGAAUUAGAUGAUGUCAAACAAGCAUUUAAUGAGUACGUUAACCAAUGUUUUAAUGAACUGAAUAGUACUAAUCAUUUAAAUAUCAAGAUCAUGCAUGAAGCCGAACCAUGGCUGGGAAAUAUAAACAGUUCCGGUUUCAAAGUUGUCUCAGAAUGUGUUGAGGAAGAAUGGGGCAUUAAACCGAUUCUGGUUCGGGAAGGUGGUAGCAUCCCAGCUAUCAGGUUCUUAGAGAAGGCAUUCCAAUCCUCGGCCAUUCAUAUACCUACUGGGCAAUCGAGUGAUAAUGCCCACCUCAACAAUGAAAGGGUUAGGAUUGUCAAUUUACUAAAGUCAAGGGAAAUUAUAAAAAAGGCUGCCAAAAAGUUGGUUAAGGAAGAUUUAUAG